UAGCUCGUUUUCCGAAUAUUACUAUAUUACUUCCUCACUUACUACCACCCUCGACUGAUGUAGUUCUAACAAUUCAACAAAUUUACUAGCUUCUAGUAAAUUGUUUGUUACUUUUUUACAAAUACCACUGCAGACCAAGAACGAACACUAGAACCGCUCAAAAAGUUUCAAAAUUUCAUAUUCAUUUCGGGUACCCCUCCCUAGUUUCGGCUGCUCAUCUCACAUCAUCACAUAGAGACACAGAGCUGAGUGUCCGUUAUGGAGCACUUUUUUUCUUUACCGGUUCCUCGGAUGUCAAUAGGAAUGAUCCAACCUGUUGAGUACUCUCCCCUCAACCCGAAUGCCUUGGAGUUUGUGCCCUCGCAUCGCCAGAACAACACGGAAAUCCACAGCAUCAACAACAUAGAGACUAAAACGGAGGCCACUUCAACAACCACAUUGUCUCGUCCCGAGAUCGUUGGGGAUGCUGUGAAUCAUGUGGAGAAUGGUUAUUCUGUGCAGCGACAGAUUUUCGAGUGCCUCAGCCAGCUGGGAGAUGAACAAAUGCCGCUGGAGGAAGUCGGGGUGACUUUGUUGCCCGGCGGACGAGGCCUCAGCAUGAGAUUCACCACCAAACAGAAGCCGGGCCAGCUCUUUCAGCCGCCGGAUCCCAACGAUCCGAUCUACCACAAGGGCCACAGCCUCCAGCUGGAUGUGAGCGAUCCCAAGAAGUUGGACAACCGCCCAGAGAGCGUCCUGGUGGCCCAGUUCCUCUUUCGCGUCAACGACUUGCUUAGGGAGAAGUACGAGGACGGCGGAGAUGCCUCCAUCUGCCCCAAAUGCACUCUGUGCUCCAAUCGCAGCUACACGGAGCUGGAGAUCGAACACCAGAUCGAGGGCAUUAAGGCUUUCGAGAACUUCACAUUCACCGAAUCCACUCGCUACCAGGACUUGGUUUCGCAUAAGGCCUUCCAGGAGCUGUGCCGCAAGCUGGGCCUGAUUGUGAGCCGGGAUCAGAUCCACAUCAAUAGGGCCAGCAGUGGACAGUCUCCAACUGCCUCGCCGCCGCCACCCUCGGCCCAGACCUCGGUGGCCACAGUUUCCAUUGACGACGACGAGACCGUCACAGAAAUGGAAACGGAUGUGGAGGCGUAUGCCGGGGACGAUGAACAGCAGUUCAAUGGACAUGACCUGACACCAAAGGGGAGUACCUAUCCAGAGACUUCCACGAAAUAUGUGAGGGGAAAGCUAUACAGAUAUGAUAACUCAGAGGGAUCCCAGUUCGUAAACCAACUGACCGAGAUGGGUUCCCAAUGCUCUGAACCCACGACGGGCGACCCUGAUAAUAGCCAACCAUCUACACCGGUCAAUCCUAUGAUGGCCUCCAGUAUGCCAACCCAGUUUCCGAGGGUCUACAAGACAGCCAAGGCCAGGUGCUCGGUGCGUGGAGCGGGGGCUAGCCUUCAGAGCGGAUCACAGAACCGUAGGGCAACUCCUUACAAUCGGCCGCCAGUGCAGAAUCCCCAGGCCACACUCACAACCAUCCAAAGAUGCCGGCUUACGGCCGGCGGUGGCCAGUGCCAGGCCACCGCAGCAGCAGGGGAAGGCUGCCCGAAAGCCCGAAAGCUCCAUGCGGAAACCUGCCUGCCUGCACCGACUCGCAAACAGAACUAUCAGCGGGCAACAGCGCCGAAGUCCGAGUUGGGGUGCCAGCAGGCGGGCGCCAUGAAAGCUAAUAGUGUGGCAGGACGUCUGCCCAGACAGGGUAGACAGCCGAGCACUCAGCCGAAACCGACGUCGAAUCAUUUGUGCAGCAAGGCUACGGCCCAGGGACCAACUUCUAAGCAGCAACAUGCCACCGCCCAGCGUAUGAUACCAAGGAGCACCACCACAUCCCUGAUGCGCCAAUCGGAGGUUAAGCGACGUAUGAGCCUGAUGCGCGGCGAAAGCGACUCUGACAUGCUCUUCAACGAAUAUCUCUUUAAGUGAUUCACCACUGCAGAUGGGUUGUAUGGUUAUUAUUAGUGCCCUUAAAGAAAUAGUGUUUCAUCGUAACUGUAUAGUCUUAAAAAUUUAAAUAAAAAAUUUUAAUAUUCAAAA
Drosophila kikkawai is the source of this 2079-nucleotide messenger RNA. RefSeq lists its product as uncharacterized. NCBI's taxonomy places the organism in Eukaryota, Metazoa, Arthropoda, Insecta, Diptera, Drosophilidae. The record is from RefSeq and is a predicted model, not a curated record.